Messenger RNA from Meloidogyne enterolobii, 4076 nucleotides. The record is from the annotation of a GenBank genome assembly. NCBI's taxonomy places the organism in Eukaryota, Metazoa, Nematoda, Chromadorea, Rhabditida, Meloidogynidae.
UUAAUUUAAUAAAGAUGGAAGGUAUGCCAGCAUUGAAAAAGGCUAGAUUAGAAUUCCCAUCAAAACAUAAACAAUUAUCUAACAACAAUAAAAUUAAUGAAAGUGCUGAUUGUCUUAUCAUUCCAACUUCAUCAUUAAGAGAGUCUACUAGUUUUUUUGUUGAUGAUAUUGCUCAAUUACUUCUUGUUAAAAAUUUUGUUGUUAUCCAGGGGCCUUCUGGUUCAGGCAAAACCCAUUCAGCAAAAAUUAUCAGUGAAAAAUGCGGACUUAAUUUAAAUAUUUUACAAAUUAGCCACCAAGUUGAUGUUAAGUUGUUAUAUGGAAGUUACACUUGCACCGAAGUUCCUGGAGAAUUUGUUUGGAAGCCGUCUAAAUUCGCUCAGUGUUUACAACAAGAAUGUCUUAUCCUUUUGGAAAAUAUUGAUCAUGGAGGUCCUGAUUUAGCCUCAGCUAUUUUACAAUUUGUCAAUAAUGAAUGUAUUGAAUUACCUAAUGGAAUGAAAAUUAAAAUGAAUAAAAAUUGCCGUAUUUUGGGUUCUAUUGAAGAAAAUGCUCAACAAUUAUUUUCAAUUCCUUUAAUUCUACAAGAAUAUCCUUAUAAUGUUAAAUUGUCUGCUCCUUCAUUUAAUCAAUUAAAUGAUAUUAUUAAACAAAAAUAUCCAAAAUUGGAAAAUAUACGGGAGAAGCUUAUUUCACUUUUCGUUGCAGUGUCAGAUUUAAUAAAAACAAAAAAGAUAUCAAUUGAUCGUUUACUUAAUACACGGGAUUUAUUUGUUGCAUUGUCUCGUUUAUGCUCUUCUCCGACAAAUAUUUUGAAUGAUCCUCGUGCAAUUUUUCUUGAAUUAUUUGAUGUCUGGGCAGUUCAUUUAACAUCAAUUUCUCUUAAAUUAGAUGUGGCAAAUUGUAUUUCUGAAGCUCUUUCACUUUCAAAAGAAGAACAAAAUUUCUUAUUAAAUAUUAGACAUCCUAAUUUGGUUGUUAACAACGAAAAUGUGGAAAUUGGUAGAAUUAAUUUGGAAAGGAGAUUGCUUACAAACAUAAAUUCACAAUCUUCAAAUUUUGUUCUUACACGUGAUGCUACAUGUUUACUUGAACGUUUGGCUGCUUCAAUAAUUCAAACUCCGCCAGAGCCAAUUCUUCUAACUGGUGAAACUGGUGUUGGGAAAACUAGUUCAAUUCAAUAUUUAUCUCAUUUACUUCGUGUUCCUUUACGUGUUGUUAAUUUAAGUCAGGAAUCGGAGUCUACUGAUCUUUUGGGAGGUUAUAAGCCAACAUCGCCAUUAAAUAUUCUUCGACCUUUGGCUGAUGAAUAUUUUCGAUUGUUCAAAAUUUCAUUUGAUUUGGAGAAAAAUUCCAAGUUUCUGAAUAACGUCAAUAAAUGUUUUAACUCUCAACGUUUUGGUGAUUUUCUUCAACUUAUUUUGAAGUCGAGCACUAGAAUUUGUCGUAAAUUGCCUGAUGCCCGUAAUGAGUGGAUACAAUUGGCAAAUAAAACUUCCCGAAUUAUUAAAUAUUUUGCUGAUAAAGAUGAUGGUGAAAGUUGGCGUCGUAGAAUGUUUUUUGCUUAUGUCAAAGGGGUAGUCACGGAAGCAAUAGAGCAAGGGCAAUGGCUUUUAGUGGACGAAAUAAAUCUGGCAUCUGCUGAAUGUUUGGAUGUUAUUUUGCUCGAAUUAUCAACUGAUGUUCAUAAGAACUUUCGUCUUUUUGCUUGUAUGAAUCACGCAACAGAUAUAGGAAAACGUUUAUUACCAAGCGGAAUUCGCGCAAAAUUUACCGAAAUUUUCGUUUCUGAAAUUGUCGAUGUGGAUCAAUUACAUAUUCUUAUUCGAGGUCAUCUUCCUUCGCUUCCAAAAAAUUUGAUUGAUGGAACACUGAAUUUUUACAAAGAAAUAAUUGCUUCAUUUCCUCUUAAAUUCAGUUUACGUAAUCUAAGCCGUGCACUUUCAAUGGUCAGUGACAAUUAUUAUAACAAUGGUCAACUUACUUCAAUUUUGAGUGCUUGCCGUCUUUCAUUUUCUAGUCAACUUGGUGUAAAUCAGCGAAUUAUGAUGUCUGACAUUCUGGCGAAAUCAUUUGGUUUAUCUUCUCUUCAAUUUCCAGCACCAAAAGCUGGCCAAAUUGAUGACUCCAAAUUUAUAUUAAUCGAAGGUUUUCCAAUUUCUCGAGGCUCCGAACCAAUUACUAACGAAGGUGUUUAUGUUUUUACUCCAUCAGUCAGAGAGAAUAUAAAGUUAUUGGCUAAUGUUGUUUCUACCCGAAAAUAUCCUAUUCUUCUUGAAGGAGAGACAUCUGCUGGAAAAACUUCCAUGGUUAUUCAACUUGCCAAAAUGAGCGGUAAUUGUGUAUAUCGAAUUAACAACCAUGAACAUUCUGAUAUCCAGGAAUAUAUUGGCACUUAUGCUCCUGAUAUGGACGGAAGGCUUGUUUUUACUGAAGGUCUUCUUUUAAAAGCCCUUAAAUUUGGCCACUGGAUAAUUCUCGACGAGUUAAAUUUGGCUCCUAGUGCUGUACUUGAAGCAUUGAAUAGGCUUCUCGACGACAACCGUGAACUUUUUGUACCUGAACUCAAUCACACUAUCAAGGCCCAUCCUAACUUCCAAUUAUUUGCUACUCAGAAUCCUUUUGGUGCUUAUUCUGGUCGUAAACGCCUUUCUCGUGCAUUUCUAAACAGAUUUAUGGUGAUUCAAUGUGAUAUAAUUCCGCUUUCUGAACUUCCUCAAAUUGUUCAACAUCGCUGUGGUGUAGCACCUAAACAAGCAAAAUUGGCCGUCGACGUUUUAUAUGAACUGCGUAAUCGAAGAGCCAUCUCAAAAAUAUUCUCUUCAUCAGAUGGUUUAAUGACUUUGAGAGACCUUUUCCGUUGGGCUAAUCGACUUGCCUCUCAGAAACAAGUCGAUGAUUGGCGACAAUCAAUGGCCGAUCAUGGAUAUUUUGUGCUUGGUACUCGCUGUCGCACACCUCAUGAUGAACGAGAAGUCAUAAAUGUAUUGGAACAAAAAUUGCAACGUAAAAUCAACGUCGAUCUUCUAUUUGAUCAAAAAUCUCCAUUUAUGCCUAAUUUCAUCAUCCCUCAACAAAUAGUACUAACUGCACAAUUACGUCGAACACUUAUUCUUUGCUCAGAGGCUUGGAAAUGUGAUGAACCUGUUCUACUUGUUGGUGAUACAGGUUGUGGCAAAACGUCUGCUGUUCAUCUUUUUGGUGAUCUUCUUUCAAUAAACUGCCAUGAGCGAACAGAUGCUUCUGAUCUUCUCGGAAGUGUUCGUCCAUUUCAUGAUUCAAAAAUCGGCCCAACUUUCCAAUGGCGAGAUGGUAUUGUUGUGCAGGCCAUGCGUCGCGGUCAACGUGUACUAAUUGAUGAGAUCUCGCUAGCUUCUGAUUCUGUGCUUGAAAGGCUUAAUUCAUUACUUGAAUCGGAACGUACAAUUUUACUAACAAAUCCUGCUUCGUCUACUUCUGGAGAUUCUAAUUCAAUUGAGCAAUUAGUUAGGGCGAGUUGUGGUUUUCAGCUCAUAGCAACGAUGAAUCCUGGGAAUGAUUAUGGAAAGAGAGAGCUCUCAAAAGCAUUGCGCAAUCGAUUUACAGAAAUCUGGUGUCCAAACAAUUAUAACAGAGAAGACGCAUUAGAAAUACUUCGCCGGCGGUUACAAUGUGAUACAUCUGCAAAAUUGACUCUGGAAUUGACGGAUAAGAUUGCAAGUGUUUUUAUAGACUUCACUGAAUUUUUUACCAAUCAACUUGCUGAAAUCAUAAAAUUUUCUCCUUCAUUGCGAGACCUGGUUGGAUUGGCUGAGCUAUUCAUGGAAAUGCUGAAUACAAUUGCUUCAGAUGUUAAUUUAAAUACGCUUGUCAAAUUACUUUACCAUUCCAUUGAGGCAACUUUCUUAGAUGCCUUAGGAGUUAUGCCCCAGCGUAUGUCUUUCAAUAGAAACUUGAUAAUCGAACAGUGCCGAGCUAAGGUUAUGAAGAUAUUUGUUCGAUUAAUGUCUUUUUUUAGUUUUCAACAGUUGUGCAAAAAUAUGGUUUUAUUUGUGAAAAUGUUCUACCUCAUUUUGGAUGUAAUGAUAUCAUUGUAA